CGUGGCUACACGCGAAGCCCCGGGUCUCGCCUCGCCGCAUGCGCGGUGGCCACGGGAAGUGGCUACUCGUUCCGCGCCUUUUCCGGUGCUGCCGAGACCGGACAGGAGCGGAGCGGCGCCCAGAGCAGACCGGACCGGCUUCAACCCAGACCACUCAGAGCAAGGGAGCCCGAAUCAAUGAGCUUGUCCGAAAGUGCGGUGCCGGUGCUGUAGUUACAGCGCGGGCGGGGUUCACACACUCACUGACAGCUGCAGCCCUGAGCUGCCGAGUCAAGAGCAGGCGGCAGGAUUUCAGGAGGCCUUCGCCCCUUUUCCCUCCACCCCAGACGUCCGCCACGCGCCUCUCGCUGCCGUAGUCUCUUAUGUACUUUCUAGAAGAUGGGAAAGGUACUGUCGAAGAUAUUUGGGAACAAGGAGAUGCGUAUAUUGAUGCUUGGACUUGACGCAGCCGGUAAGACCACGAUCCUGUACAAACUAAAACUGGGCCAGUCAGUCACCACCAUUCCCACCGUGGGCUUCAACGUGGAGACAGUGACUUAUAAGAACGUAAAAUUCAAUGUCUGGGACGUGGGUGGUCAGGAUAAAAUCCGGCCUCUGUGGCGGCACUACUACACUGGGACCCAGGGAUUAAUAUUUGUGGUAGACUGUGCCGACAGAGAUCGGAUAGAUGAGGCCAGGCAAGAGCUCUUACGCAUCAUCAACGACCGGGAGAUGAGAGAUGCUAUCAUCCUGAUAUUUGCAAAUAAGCAAGAUUUGGCCGAUGCUAUGAAGCCACAUGAAAUUCAAGAGAAAUUAGGUUUAACUCGUAUCCGGGAUAGAAAUUGGUACGUGCAGCCGUCCUGUGCAACUUCAGGAGAUGGACUAUUUGAAGGCCUUACGUGGCUAACGUCCAAUUACAAAUCUAAAUGAGUAUAUCGAAACAAAACUUAUGGCAAAUAGUUGCCUCUCGGAAGAAUAUAUACUGAGAGAAGUGAUCGUUGCCCUUUUACUAAUCAUUGUUUGCUUUUUUUUGCAUUUGUUGGCUUUGCUUUAAUUCAGCACAUAUGAAAUUUUCUAACCUUGUGAACGACAUCGCAAUAUUAAGCAUUUUGAAAGGUUUUUCUUUAAAAUGUUUGCUAUGAUUUGAAUAACUUCCUCUUUCUGUAUUAUGAUUCGAUUUGAGUUUUCCAAUACUUAAAGCUGUUUAGACUUCCUUUAUAAUUGCUGUAGAUCGCCGAUUUUACAUUAAUGGAAAAAAAUGUCUGGACUAUAUUUCGAUUAGUAAAUAUGAAAAUUUAUUUGAACAAACUAGUCACUGUAUAAUUUGUCUUCUUUAAAAAAUUCUGAUCGUAAGCAAUUUAUAGAGCCCUGUCAUGUGUCAACUUGAAUUUGAAGGUUCCCAGUGAAAUGUUUUAUUUGUAUUCUGAAUAGGGUGUAUCCUUAACAAAUGGCUUACUUGCAUUUUCUGACUGCUGAGCUUUAGAUUAACUAUUUUAUAAUACCUCUAACACAAAAGUGCAGCCAUAAGGAAAAUGUUUGCAGGCCAGUAGAAGAGGGGGAAAAAUGCAAAGAAAUUAUUGGAGGCACCAGCUUAAUAUAUUUUCAUGCUGCCUUUCAAUGAAUGCACUUUGUUUACUAAAUAAGUUAAAUACUCCCAAAAUUAAUCAGUUAUUUUAGUGGUGGGAAAUCAGUUGAAUGGUGCAUAUGUGACUUGAAUUAUUUUCUAAUGGGGGGCAGAUGCUAACGCAGAUGAAACUUUAUAUUUUUGCCACUUAUAAUUAUUUAAAAAUCUCCAAAUUGAAUGAUGUCAUUUUAAAGUUUGGUGAAAGCUAGAAUGGCUGAAAUAAUACAAUCAUUCUGGAGCAAGAUUGUUGAUUCUGCAUCCAUUCAGUUUGCCAAAUAUCAGCUAAAGAGGACAGCUGAAAUUCUUAAAUGUCAUUCAAGACUGGUGUUCUUGCGGGCCAGCUUUUUACCUUCGGUAUUUGUGGGAGGAAAUGGUACUUCUUUUCCACUGAGGAUUAGCAAGGGCAACCUUUUUCAGUUUAAUCUAAAGCAGUAAUAGUUUAAUGUACUUGUAUGCGUGUAGCAAUGAGUGCUGUCACUUGCAACUUCCUGUGCCUGUGGCUUUCCGCAGAACUGAAAAGAGGUCUCAGGAGAGGCAAGGCCACUUUUAUAGCUGAUUGUAAAUUAGUAGCAUAUUGAAUACAAAUGUAAAGACAUUAAAGCAGCUUUUGAAGGUUAUUUAUUUGAAGAAACAGUUCCUAGUCAUUAAUUUCUGGUCCUGAAAUGCCAUUGGUCAGAAUUCAUAGCUUGUAGUAAAUGUACCAUUUCCAGUUUUGCAUUCCAUUGUUAAUAUUAUGGCUUUAAAUCUGUUAACACUCAGUUAAUAUAUGAUGUAUUGAAGGUGACUGACAAAUGAGUUCUAUACACUCGCUGAACAUUGGAUUGGAACUUUAAGUGAUUUAGGGUAACCUCUGGCAUUAAAUUGCAGUUAAACUUAUGGCAAUUUAGUACUGUUUGAAUAAUUUAAUUUUAGUGUCAUAGAACGGUAGAGCAUUGAGAAAUGGCAUUGGGUUCAACUUAUCCACACUAGCCACCUUUUCAUAUUAACUACUAGGCCCAGCAUAUGCUCCUUCUGUAUCUAAGCAAUUCAGGUGCUCAUCUAGAUAUCUAAUUGCUAUCAGCAUCCUUGUGUCAACUGCUCUCUGAGGCAGUGUACUCUCUAGAUAAAGAUGGUCUUGUCAUAUCCUCUCAAUUCCUUCUCUUUCCCCUGCCCCUCCAAACCCAUGUCCUGUAGUUUCAUCUACCUCUGAUAUGGGGGUUAAAGUUUCCUACAGUCUACCCCAUCUGAUACAAUCUUAUAGUUUAUUAUUUAUAAUAUGUGACUUAACCUGCAGGUAUUUGGGCAAGAUUUUUCUGACUUCAGCAUGGAAUAUUCUUAAUUUGAAAUCAAUUUGCAAUCUCAGUAAAUGAUCAAUCUACUGUUCAAAUAUCAAAUGUUAUUAUUGGGGAGGAAGGAAGAUUGGUUAGUACAGAUAAAUGUCUGCAGAUUUAGAUGAGUUCAAUUUUUUUUAAUUCCAUUUAAAACUAAUUUGGGAGUCAAGUAUCUACUUGCCUUUAUCAUUUGCUGGUUCAAGUCAUAAUUCGAAUUUAGCUCAGGACAUUUGAAUUUAUGUUGAAUGAAAAUUGCCUGGUGCACUUGAAUUAGUAAAUUUGAAAAUUCGUGAUUUGUCUAAGUUACUUUGAUCACAAGAAAUUCAUCAAACCUCUGAUUUAUACACUUGAAUAAGGAUGAUACUUCUAAUUUGUUUAUCUAAUUUUAGAUGACAUGCUCUUCCUGUGUAUAUAUGAGCUUGGCAACUUUUUUUCUUUCUGCCCUGCUGAACAUGCCUCACUAAUCCAGAACCGCAUUAGCCACAAAUUACACUAUCAUAAUAAUUAUCCCACUGUUAUAUGUCUUCAUUUUAUAAGAGAAACUCUUUUGGAUUCACCCCCAUUUUGCUGCUGUUUGGCCUAAUUUAUUUCUCUGUAGAAAGUCCGAUGAAGGGUUCCCUAGAAACGUUAACCUUCUUUUCCACAUUUUUUCCAGUAAUUAUUUUUGUUGGACGCCUAGUAUGUGUAGCUUUCUUUUAUUUACUUAUAAUCUGCCUAAAGCUCAAUGUACCAAUAUUUAUUGUUCUACAUAAACUUACUUGUGUCUAUUUUCCCUUCUAGAGGGAACUUGAAUUGUAUUUAAAUUUUCUGAUGAUUUCCCAAUCUUAGUGGAUUUUACUCUGUUCUUGUAGAUUGCGAACAACAUGAGACAUCAUUUCUUUGUUUCUGUUCAUUCUAACAUAAUAAUUGACAGUCAUCCAAAAAUCAAACAUGUCAGACUGAGAGGGGGUUGCAAAUUUUGUUUCCUGUAGGUUGACAGUGAUUCUUUUAGACCAGUAGCUGUUUUCAUUUGUUUUUGCAUAUGCUAGAGUAGAGCAUCUGUUGAUUCACUUUAAGAUGUGGGAUUUGAACAAGUUACCUUUUUUCAUCCAGUUUUGUGACCAUUACAUUAGAGAGAGAGACAGACACACACACAAUACUUGAUACAUUUUAAGUUUGAAAUGUUAUGCAUCCAGAGAUGCUUCUGGACCUGGCUGAUCUGAACAUGCUAUGUUAUAAACUUAAUUAUAAUAGCCAUGAAUUUUAACAGUUGUUGUCAAAGUAUAUUUUGUAGAUAUUUCAAAACAAACUAUGAUCUAACUUCUUAGAGGAAACACUGCACUUUCAAGUUUCUUAGCAAUGAAUGUAAUUUUUACCUUGAAAAAAUUUAGUAUGAACCUGUAUUUUCACCAGUCAGAUGGCCUGUAUGUUGUGAAAGUACCUCUCUUAACUCUAAUUGCAAAUGACUUUCCCCUUGUUCAUAGCAAAAUCAGUGGUAAACUUAGGACAGCAUCUUAUGAUUAAAAUGUUGUUGUUUAAAGUCAUUCCCAUUAUUUCAAAUUCUUAGUUAAUGCGUUUCUUCCUUUCUUUCGAAGUGGAAGUUAAACACAAGCCUGUAAAGAUAGCUUUGCAGUGGGAUAGAAACUCAUUUUAUAGGAAACUUUUUUGGAUUAAUGGCAAUUGUAUGGCGCACUAGUAAAAGUUAAAGAAGGUCAAUUUAGGAGUCCUUUAUGGAAUACAUUUCAUUGUUAGGAAUCCUUAAGGAAACAAAUGUUAGACAAAUGUAGGUAAGGACAGAGGAUAAAAUUGAUAAUGUGAAAUAAAAACAAAACUUUGGAAAUACUCAACAGGUUAAUCAGCAUUGGUAUAAUCAGAAUGACCUAAUGUUGUAGACCAGAGAUCAUUGAUUUUUCCAGCAUUUAAAUUUUUUUUAAUUUUUGAAUUAUAAAAUUAUCUUGAGUAUUUUAGGACUGGCUUGACUGCAAUUAUUUUUGUUGCAAACACUUCUGUUUUUCAAAUGAAUACGUAUAAGUCCACAUUAAACAAUUGAUUGGAGAUUGAAUCUCUGAAAAUACACCUCUGGUUCAUGUUGUUUGCAGCUUGUAUGAUAUUGACCAAGUCAAAGUAACCCAGAAUGGAUCAGAAAA
This is a messenger RNA of Mobula hypostoma (lesser devil ray), 5039 nucleotides long. Its product is annotated as ADP-ribosylation factor 6. NCBI's taxonomy places the organism in Eukaryota, Metazoa, Chordata, Chondrichthyes, Myliobatiformes, Myliobatidae. Gene Ontology annotation, biological process: intracellular protein transport; vesicle-mediated transport; regulation of dendritic spine development. The transcript has 2 exons. Gene Ontology annotation, cellular component: ruffle; recycling endosome membrane; focal adhesion. Gene Ontology annotation, molecular function: GTPase activity; GTP binding. Bases 379 to 909 code for a protein of 176 amino acids. The record is from RefSeq and is a predicted model, not a curated record.